GAUGUGCUGCGUGGAGUGCGGAAAAAUCGCAUUGCUUUUGUCCAUCUACUAUUUGUUUUUAUAAUUUAUUGAUUUUUUUUUAAAGACAGAAUGUAUUAAAUCGACGUAUCGACGACGUAUCAUUUUACAACACAUGUUCAGUAGGUGCAUAUUACACAAGUGUUUGAGAUGAAGGAUAAGAUGGCCGUCCCUCUAUUCACUGUGUUGGUGUUGUGCGUAGACACGUGUGCGGUGAUGUGCGUAGGUGCCAUCCAGCUGUCCCCGUCCUUCAUUAAUAACUCCUUUAUCACGCUGUGGGCUGGAGGACUGAUCAGAACUUGCCUCCUCCUCUUCCUUGCCUUCACCUUCUCCGGCAGCCCGAAGUGGAUGAAAGGGUUCGAGGGUGUGCAGACCGCUGGAGUUCAUGGUCUUCUCUACCCAGUGUACAUCACCCUUCUCUGGGCUUGUGGCAGGUCUACUGUGGAGCUGGUAUGGGGUUGGCACACCUGGCAAGGGCUUCUGCAGGGGUAUGUGGUGUUGGCUUUGUCUCUGUUGCUGUGGAAACGCUAUGUGCCCAACAUCCUCCCGACAACCAAAAAGCAAAAGACCCAGCCGAAGGGCAAGGCCUCGCUGCAAAGACUGCUUGGAUACAUGAAGCCUUUCACAGGACGCUUUGCAGCCGUCUUCUUCUUUGUGGUUGUGUCUUCAUUAGGUGAAAUGGCGAUUCCUCAUUACACUGGUAAAAUGACAGACUGGAUCAUGAAUGAAGAUGAACCUGAGGCCUUUAAUCACGCUAUCACUGUCAUGACACUGAUGACCGUUAUGAGUGCUGUUUGUGAGUUUGUGUGCGACCUCAUCUACAACAUCACCAUGAGCCGAAUACACACGUCCAUCCAAGGUCUCGUCUUCCAGUCGGUGCUCAAACAGGAUAUCACAUUCUUCGAUAAAGCUUCAACAGGGGACAUUGUGUCUCGUAUCACAACGGACACCAACACCAUGAGUGAGUCUCUCAGUGAGAAGUUGAGUCUUCUCAUGUGGUACUUCAUGCGUGUCAUCUUCCUGUUCGGCUCCAUGCUGCUGCUGUCCACCAGACUGUCCAUUUUCACCGCUCUCGGCCUCCCCGUCAUCUGGAUCAUUCCAGAAUUCUCUGGCCAGUUCUACCAGAAACUUUCUGUACAAGUGCAAGAGUCUCUCGCCAAGGCCAACGAUGUUGCCACGGAAACAUUCUCUUCCAUUAAGACAGUCAGGAGCUUUGCUAACGAGGACGGAGAAACUGAGCGAUACAGGAAGCGCUUAGAGGAGACGUAUGCACUGAACAAAGUGGAAGCCGCGGCUUAUGCUGCCUCUACAUGGACCAAUAGUAUGUCCAGUCUGGCUUUAAAAGUCAGUAUACUGUAUUAUGGAGGGCGGCUUGUGACAGGAAGUGAUGUCAGUAGUGGUGAUCUGGUGGCCUUUGUGCUAUAUGAGCUGCAGUUCACGACUGCUGUGGAGGCUCUGAUGUCAUGCUGGCCACAUGUAAAGAAGGCUGUUGGUGCAUCAGAGAAGAUCUUCGAGUAUGUUGACCGUAAGCCUGAUAUUCCUCCUGAUGGAUCACUCGCACCUCAAGCUCUAAAGGGACACGUGCACUUCAAAAAUAUCACCUUUGCCUAUCCAAAGAGACCUGAUACAAACGUACUGAAGAAUGUUUCUCUCGAGCUAAAGGCAGGUCAGAUCACUGCUCUAGUGGGACCAUCAGGUGCUGGGAAAAGCACUUUUGUGUGUUUAUUGGAGAGAUUUUACCAGCCUCAAAAUGGAGAGAUCUUACUGGACCAAAAACCACUGCUAACCUACAAAGACCAAUAUCUGCAUGAGAAGAUUAGUGUGGUGUCACAGGAGCCAGUUCUGUUUGCUCGAACAGUGCGAGAAAACAUCAAAUACGGUAAAGAAAAUGCCUCUGAUGAAGAGAUGUACGCAGCUGCCAAACUCGCCAAUGCACAUGAAUUCAUUUUGAAUACAUUUCCUAAAGGAUAUGAUACGGAUGCAGGAGAGAAGGGCGGUCAAGUCUCCGGAGGUCAGAAGCAGCGUAUCGCCAUCGCUAGAGCUCUGAUUCGACAACCGCAGGUUCUAGUGCUCGAUAAUGCAACAAGCUCAUUGGACACAGAGAGUGAACACAGGGUGUACAGCGCUCUGAGAAAGGACAUGAGGAAAUGCACGGUGCUGCUCAUCAGUAACGGGCUGAGCGGGGUCGAGAGCGCAGAUCACAUUGUCUUCCUGCGAGAAGGGGAAGUGGUCGAGCAGGGCAACCACAGCGAACUUCUGGCAAAGAAUGGAUUGUACGCAGAGUUUGUGAAACAACAGAAUGCUUCUAUCCAACGCAAAACAAAGGAUGCCACAAACACCGACCCCUGAUGAACGUCUC
Messenger RNA from Myxocyprinus asiaticus (Chinese sucker), 2377 nucleotides. RefSeq names its product transporter 1, ATP-binding cassette, sub-family B (MDR/TAP) (gene tap1). Bases 169 to 2367 code for a protein of 732 amino acids. The record is from RefSeq and is a predicted model, not a curated record. The transcript is spliced from 13 exons. NCBI's taxonomy places the organism in Eukaryota, Metazoa, Chordata, Actinopteri, Cypriniformes, Catostomidae. Gene Ontology annotation, biological process: transmembrane transport. Gene Ontology annotation, cellular component: membrane. Gene Ontology annotation, molecular function: ATP hydrolysis activity; ABC-type oligopeptide transporter activity; ATP binding.